CGAGCGUGGGUGUCAUGCCGAUAUGGUGCAUCAACUGCAUCAAACAUGCCAUCAUUGCAACACGGGCACCAAACGUUCAACACUGCUCUGUACGUGCAGCGAGCUGGAAGACGAGCAUGGGUGUCACUCUGAUACGGUGCAUCAACUUAAACAUGCCAUCACUGCAAUACGGGCACCACCCAACGUUCAACACUGCUCUGUACCUGGCGCGAGCUGGAAGACUAGUGCGGGUGUCACGCCGAUACAGUGCAACUUAAGCAUGUCUCACUGCAACAUGGACACCCAAAGUUCAACACAACUCAGGACCUGUCGCGAGCCGGAAGAUGAGCGCGGGUAUCGCGCCGUACGGUGCAUCAUCUCAGUCAAACGUCUCAGCAAUCCCUGCAACACGGGCGCCCAACGUUCAACACUGCUCUGGACCUGCCGCGAGCUGGAAGACGAGCGCGGGUGUCACGCCGAUAUGGUGCAUCAAGUUCAUCAAACAUGACAUCAUUGCAACACGGGCACCCAAAAGUUCGACAUUGCUCUGUACAGCUGCCGCGAGCUGGAAGACGAGCGCGUGUGUCACGCCGAUAUGGUGCAUCAGCUUAAACAUGUCAUCACUGCAACAUUGGCACAGAAAGUUCAACACAGCUCAGGACCUACCGCGAGCCGGAAGACGGGCGCAGGUGUCACGCCGAUAUGGUGCAUCAGCUUAAACAUGUCACCACUACACUGGCACCCAACUUUUAACACUGCUCUGUACCGGACGCGAGCUGGAAGACUAGUGCGGGUGUCACGCCGAUACAAUGCGUCAACUUAAGCAUGUCAUCACAUCACUGCAACACGGGCACCCAAAGUUCAACACAGCUCAGGACCUGUCGCAAGCUGGAAGAUGAGCGUGGGUGUCACGUUGAUACGGUGCAUAACUUAACCAAACAUGCCAUCAUUGCAACACGGACAACCGACGUUCAACACUUCUCUAGACCUGCCCGCGAGCUGAAAGAUGAGCACGGGUGUCACGCCGAUGCGGUUCGUGAACUUAAUCAAACAUGCCGUAAUUGCAACACGGGCACCCAAAAUUCAACACAGCUCAGGACCGGUCGCGAGCUGGAAGACGAGCGCGGGUGUCACGCCGAUACGGUGCAUCAACUUAAACAUGUCAUCACUGCAACACGGGCACCCAACGUUCAACACUGCUCUGGACCUGCCGCGAGUUGUAACACGAGCGCGGGUGUCACGCCAAUACGGUGCAUCAACUUAAUCAAACAUGCCAUGUUGAAACGAGGGCACCCACGUUCAACACUGCUGUGUACCUGGCGCGAGCUGGAAGAUGAGCGCGGGUGUCACGCCGAUACGGUGCAUCAACUUAAUCAAACAUGUCACUGCAACACGGGCACCCAACGUUCAACACUGCUCUGGACCUGCCGCGAGUUGGAACACGAGCGCGGGUGUCACGCCGACACGGUGCACUCCGGGAAGUAGGGAGCCGUCAUCAAAGCUGGCGGUAGCAGUCCUCCUGCUGCUGCUGCCUGGGCAGCCAGAGGCGGCCGCCGAGGGCCGGGGACGCCGGGUCGUCCGCUACCGGUGCCAGUACCUCCGCACCCAAAACAGCACCAAGAUUGUGUGCAGCCCAGUCGAGGUGCACCAGCAGCAGCCUGGUGACUCCGCCUCCGCGUCCAUGCAGCCGGAGGCUUUCAACGGACAGCGCGUUCAGAGGGGUCCCGUGUGCAGCAAGCUGUAUCAGCUCGCGGAGCGGCUGGCGGCGUUCGAAGAAGGCGCCUGGAAGUACUGCGACCCCACCAGCUGCAUGCGAGAGAGCCCUCACUGCACGAACAGCGUGCUGAGCACCGAGUGCAGCCAGUGCCUGGGCCGCUGCUGGAUCAUGUACGCCUUUCCGGGCGCCCGCGUGGGUCCGCACGCCAAAGACUUCCCUUGCGAUCCACUCGCAUGCGGUGGAGCCCAGGUUUUCUGUGGCGGAUACAAGUUUAAAGACGACUAGCUAGCCCGCUAUUAUACCCCAGGAUUGGCAAAGCCUGCUGCACCGCUGUCUGUGAACCUCGGCAAGUUUUCUUGGUGAAGUCUCACAUGCCUGCAGUCUCUAAUGGCGGAUGGACCUUGAGGCAUUCACGCGUCGGCUUUACCGGUGAACUGUGAGAGUCGUCACGAGGAACUUCUCUGUGCAUGCUCCGACGUGCAGCCGCUGAAAUUUUUUUGUGAACUCUAUUUUCGUUAGAACACGCACUUACUUUGUACGACUGGGUAAAGCGGCAAAAGUUUGUCAUGAUGUCCCGAGGGUUAAUACAACCCGAUAUGCUUUUCAUAUAGCUGACAUGAAAGGUAUAGCAAACUUCA
Dermacentor albipictus is the source of this 2334-nucleotide messenger RNA. RefSeq lists its product as uncharacterized. NCBI's taxonomy places the organism in Eukaryota, Metazoa, Arthropoda, Arachnida, Ixodida, Ixodidae. The record is from RefSeq and is a predicted model, not a curated record.